AACCCUGCCGACUCUUACGUCAUCCCGGCCUGUCAAACAAAAUUCUCGACAACCGAGCGUUUCUUCGUCAUUCAACCCCAGUUUUUGAGAGUCUUCAUUCCGUGGUUUUUCUUGUGAUUUUCGUGGAAAAAGCCGCCAAAAUGGUCACACACAUCAAAGACAAGAAUGACUUGGACUCCAAACUGAGUGAUGCCGGAGACCAGUUGGUGGUCAUCGACUUCUUUGCCACCUGGUGUGGACCCUGUCGAAUGAUCAGCCCCAAAUUGGAAGAGCUCGCUAAAGAGUACAGCAAUGUUCACAUCUUAAAGAUUGAUGUGGAUGAAUGUGAAGAACUCGCCAUGGAGUACAAAAUCUCCUCCAUGCCCACCUUCGUGUUCAUCAAGAACAAACAGGUGAUCAUGACCUUCUCCGGAGCCAACUACGAUAAACUGAAGGCCGCCAUCUUGGAGAACCAAUAGAGAUUUUCUUCUUGUGUAAUUUUUUUUUUGUAAUUUUAUUACUUAACGCACCACCCCUCGAUGGUUUCCGCUUUACCAUAAAUUAUUAAUGGAACAUCACACACACACACACACCAUAAAAUUCCCAUCGAGGUCUGGAAUUGUUCAUUUAAAUUUAAUAUUUGUGUAAGAUUUUGUUUAUUAUAGCAUGAACCAGUGCAGUUUUUAUAUUGUUUAUUAUCCUUUUACCUCUACUUGAUAAUCAUCCGUUCGGAAUUAUGAUGUAUGUUACUCACAAAUUGUAAGACAAUUUAUCUAUUAUAUUAAAUUAAAUUUAAAAAAAUAUGUGACAGUAUGUAGUGCCUAAACUUGUAUUUUGUACACUCGUGUUGCAACUUGCUUGCUUUGAAGAUAUUUUUAUCGUAUCUAUUAAAAGUUCCGAUUACCAAAU
Messenger RNA from Anthonomus grandis grandis, 888 nucleotides. Its product is annotated as thioredoxin-2. Bases 141 to 458 code for a protein of 105 amino acids. Gene Ontology annotation, molecular function: protein-disulfide reductase activity. The transcript has 3 exons. Lineage: Eukaryota; Metazoa; Arthropoda; Insecta; Coleoptera; Curculionidae. The record is from RefSeq and is a predicted model, not a curated record.